AUGGCGGACUGCGUUUCACUGUUGGAUGAGGAGCUCUCUUCCUUUGUCUUCAAUUACCUGACAGAAAACUCCGCGAGCCAGUAUGGGGAAGAGGAGGUCUGCUCGGACCGCAUGGACACCGAUUUCCCCGACUUCGACCUCUCUCAGCUGGACACCAGCGACUUUGACUCAGUGAACUGCCUCAGCGAGCUACAAUGGUGCAACGACCACUCAUGCAACUCCCCCGCCUCCAUCCGCUACAGCGCGGUGGACGCCGAGCUCUUCGAGACCGAAGAGGAAAACGCAGCACUGCUUGCUGCUCUCACAGACAGCCUGGAUGGCAUUGCAGAGGAUGAGGCAGGAGGGCUGUCCGUGUUCCCCUCGCUGGGGGAAGACCCCGAUGAGGAGGAGGAGGAGGAUGAGGAAGAUGGCCUCCCACUGGACAGUGAGCCCUUUCCAGGCUCUUUGAGUCCAGAGGCAGAAGACCCGUCUCUAUUGAAAAAGCUCCUUUUGUCUCCUCCAAAUGUGCCCGUGGCUUUGGACUCGCACAGAGGCAGCAGCUCUCUCCGCAGGUCCCUGCAUCAAAAGCCCGCCCGGCUUCUGCCCAAGUGUGACAGGAUGUGUCUGGCGGAGAGGAAGCCGCGGGCAGUUAGGCCCGCCGGCCGUCUCUGCAUCGAACUUCACCGGCACCUCACCACCACUCAGCAGCCCGACGCCGAGGAGGAGCCUUCCGCCGACACAGAAGAGGAGGACGAGGAAGAGGAGGACGAGGAAGAGGACAGUGACUCGGAGGAGGAGGAGGAAGAGGAAGAGUCCUCGUCCAGCAGCGAGGUGGAGAGUUCCGCAUCCGCCGAGCCGGCCGAGCCCCAGUUCGCCUCUGAGAAAGAGCGCCACUCGGUGGUGGAGCUGAUCCGCUACAUGCACACGUACUGUCUGCCCAUGCGCAAGCAGGCCAGCUGGGACCGCAAGGAGCGCGAGGCCGCGGUGCGCAGGGGCCGAACCGACACCGCCCCGGCCCCCCGGGGCCCGCCCAACAGCUGCUCCAGGCCCUCCCCACAGAGCAACGCCCCCGCCCCCAACAGGCCCAGGGUCCCCUUCGCCCGGCAGCGGGAGAUCCGAGCCCACUCCCUACUCAGGGAGCUGCUGGAGGCCGUCACCGCCUUCGACGUGAGCAAGCCUUACAGACUGCACAGCCCCCCUUACGGGCCCGAGCAUGGCCCCUCCGCCCACCGGCCCAGAGCUGAGCCCAAGGACUCGGGCAGCGACGGCACGCAGGUUGCCGCCAAGCGACCCAAGGGCCCCGAGCCUGAGAGGGGCUCCUUCUCGGUGCGGCGCUCCCGGCGCCUGGCCUCCUUCCCUAGCCAUUUCGCCAAAAGACUGCGGCUCUGCAGCAGCGGGCUCUCCAGUGAGGAGGAGGGGGGCUUGGUCAAAGACCUUCCCGCAGACCCGCCCUCUGACGACAGCAGCCUGAAGGGCACUCCCCAGAAGAGCCCCAAGGGUCCCGAGCCCUGCUGCAACAACGAGAAACGCGCCUGCCUCUGUCUGCCGCUGACUCCCAAAUCAACAGGAGACACCCAGUAUGGCAGCAGACCCUUUGAGCAGACUCUCUGCGUGGAGCUGUGUGGCACAGCAGGUCUCACACCCCCCACCACGCCCCCCCACAAGCCUGUCGAGGAGGAGCCGUUCAAGCCCGAGGGCAAGGCCGAGCCGCCGGGCAGGGGCGCGUGCCCGGCGCGGGUGCACGCGCGGAAGCUCCCGGAGCAGACGGAACUGUACGCCCAGCUGCGCCGCACGGGCCACGCGGGCAACGGGCAGGCCAAGCGCGCCUACGGUGACCACGACUACUGCCUGCUGAGCCUGGGCGAGAACCGCAAGCGGUCUGCUGCAGGCCUCCCGUCGCCCAGCCGCCCUGCCGACACCCGGGAGACGGAGGAGGGCUCGGGCGAGAGGAGCGGACCAGAAGUCAGGCAGGAGGAGGCCGGGAGCCGGAGGGGGCAGCCGGAAGUCCCGGGGGCCGACUCACCCCCAGCCCCGCCCCUCGGUGACCCUGAGGAGACCGGGCAACCAUCGCCCGCCUACUCCCCCAGCCCUGAGGCAGACAUCGAGUCCCCGGAGUCCUGCCAGCCACCAUCCCCCUGCCACCAGAUCGCUCUCAGCUGUGAAAGUUCGGAGAUGCGCCAUCAGGACAAGUCAAAGAAUCGCACUAAGGACGACGUGGACAAGUGCCAAGUGUUCUACAUCCACAAUCUGCCGAGCAGCGUCACCCAGGCCAUGCUGCGCCGACGCUUCCAGGCCCUGGGCCGGCCCGAGGACUGCCAGGUGCUCGUCAAAGACGAGGAACGCUGUGGGGUCAUCACUUUGAGGCAGACUUCGAGCGAGCUGAAUGGCAGGCCCAGGCGGGACUCUGCGGGACAGCACGCAGGGAGCGGCACCCGGAGGCUGGGCAGGAAGCGCUACAUCGAUCUGGAUGAGGCCGGACCGGGCCCGGUGAAGAGCAAGUACGACGCUCUGGACUUCGAUACUCUCCUCAAGGAGGCUCAGAGGAGCCUGCACCGCUGACGUGUCUCAGAGCCAGUUCCUCGUGUUCCAAACCCCACCCCACCCCCCCCAUCCCCUUUAUGAAACCCCAGCUGAGACGCCGCCUCAUGUUUACAUUUUCGAACAUUGGAAUCGGAAACUUUUUUUUUUUUAAGGAAGGACUUACUGAGAACUGAAGGCACCUGGGGCGUGAGGGCGAACCCGAGGAACAGAACAGCGACUGAGAGACGCAAGGACGAUGAAACGCGCUCGUGCGUAUGUUUGCAAGGUGGCCGUCCCUGAUCCUGAGCGGCUGUAGCAAACCCUUUCUCUGUUUGGUCAUUGUGAUGUGUGUGUGUGUGCGCGCGUGUGUG
Electrophorus electricus (electric eel) is the source of this 2870-nucleotide messenger RNA. RefSeq names its product peroxisome proliferator-activated receptor gamma, coactivator 1 beta (gene ppargc1b). Gene Ontology annotation, biological process: positive regulation of transcription by RNA polymerase II. The record is from RefSeq and is a predicted model, not a curated record. Lineage: Eukaryota; Metazoa; Chordata; Actinopteri; Gymnotiformes; Gymnotidae. Gene Ontology annotation, cellular component: nucleus. Gene Ontology annotation, molecular function: transcription factor binding; nucleic acid binding.